This is a messenger RNA of Diaporthe citri, 1413 nucleotides long. RefSeq lists its product as uncharacterized. The transcript is spliced from 3 exons. The record is from RefSeq and is a predicted model, not a curated record. Bases 1 to 1413 code for a protein of 470 amino acids. Lineage: Eukaryota; Fungi; Ascomycota; Sordariomycetes; Diaporthales; Diaporthaceae.
AUGAACCGCGAGUUAGCUUUUGACGUAGCUUCGAAACAACCGUUAGGAGGGUCUACGCCCGCGGCGAAAACGGGUCAGCCCAAGUCUAAGGCAGAGACACUCAGAGAUCAGGGCAAAUGGCAGCUGUAUCGAAUAAGAUUCAGUCAGGCGGAGAAGGACCGGGAGGAGAUUUUCGCCAAGCUUGAGAAUUGCAACAAAAGACUCAAGAAACUACUGCAGAUCAGCGAAGACAAUGUUGAUCUGGCCCAACAAAGAGCAGCAGCUAGAAAUCACGAAAGCAACGCAUUGUGUCGGUUCUGGCGGCAGGCCAGUAGAGCGUUCACAGCUCUUUCUAUGGUGUUGAACUGCAACUGUCGACCACAACACUCCACGAGACUGCUUUUGGAACACCGGACGAACACACCGACUGACUUCCGCCUUUUAUACUCCAAGAGCCCCCAGAAACCUCAAGAGGUACGGAGGAUCAGGGUCACUGAGAAGAGUACAGAUCUCGACACCUCAGCUUCGAUUCAGAUCAGCCCCCGAAACGCUGGUGCCGGAAACAUGCCUGCACACAACCCAAGUCAUCGAAAGUCUACUCCGAAAGGCUCAGCCUUGAAGAAGAAUACAUCAUAUUCUGCUGGAAAUACCAGGACGCAGGCGUCGGUCACCAUCACACAAGUUGAACAGUGUCCGUCUCCCGUAGUUGGCUCCUCGUCUUUAGCCCAGCCCAUUACCGACCUGUGUCGGUCACUCGAAUGCUCUAAUGGCCAAUUAUGUGGCUUCAUCGCCGAAGAAGACUAUCGAUAUUACGUCUACCAAGAGCCUUCAGUACCGAAUCGAUCAAACUCACCCAGAACCAUCACUCUCGACGGACUUCUGCAACAAGACGUACUACCUUGCCCAACGAGACGACAAAGAGUUGCAUUAGCCUUCAUCCUAUCAUCAUCCUUCUUGCAGCUUCUGGAAUCGCCGUGGCUGUCGACCACUUGGCGGAAAUCAGAUGUUGUGUUUUUCGAGGACGCUGCCCACCCCGGAGUUUUCAAACUCGACGAGCCCCACCUCGACAACUGCCUCCAAAGAAGAUCAGAACCCACUCCUUCAACGGAAAACAGCCGCAGGAUGCAACUGUCCGCUUCGCUGGAAGUGCUUGGCAUCGUUCUUUUGGAGCUGUGCUUCGGGAAACUCCUGGGAGAGCAGCCCUGCCGCCUCAGAUAUUCCGACACGGGGGAUAGCACCAUCGAGAGGGCGCUCGAUGUACAAGCUGCACGGGAGUGGCACGGAGAAAUAGAGGAGGAGGCUGGAUUCGACUAUUCCGUUGCUGUGGGCUGGUGUUUGGGGGGGAUGCUCAGCACACCACCGGACCGGUGGAGAGAGGCCAUGCUUGGAAAAGUCGUUCAUCCCUUGGAGUCAUGCCACAAGUAUCUACAAUAG